AUGGAUGCUGGCAUUGCCAAAGAAGAAUCAACAAGAUCAGAAUUUGACACCUUCAAGCAAUCGCUGGUGAACGUUCAAACGAAGAAAAAGGAAUCAGAAAGUGAAACAACAAUGAAUUCAAUGAAUUUUGAUUUGGGAAUUUGGGGCAGUAAACAAGAAAUGAAAUUUCGAAGGAAAAAGUGGACAAAUGCAUCAUUAAAAGUUUUGCUUGGAAUGAGACAAAUUCAAGAAUUUUAA
This is a messenger RNA of Clunio marinus, 237 nucleotides long. NCBI's taxonomy places the organism in Eukaryota, Metazoa, Arthropoda, Insecta, Diptera, Chironomidae. The record is from the annotation of a GenBank genome assembly.